GACGCAACUGACGUCAGGUGAAAUCCUGUUUAUGGCGAAACUUUGCAAGCAAUGGACUAAAACAACAUAUUGACUCUGUAGAAUAAGAAUUAUCUCGUUAGUGGAGGAUUUUGAUCCUCACUGUUCCCUAAGUGACCUUACAGACCACCGUCCACCAUGUUUUACGCGCAUUUUGUCCUGGCCAAGAAGGGGCCUUUGGCUAGGAUUUGGCUUGCAGCACAUUGGGACAAAAAGUUGACAAAAGCUCAUGUUUAUGAAACAAAUAUAGAGCAGUCCGUUGAUGGAAUUAUGCAACCUAAAGUGAAAAUGGCUCUACGAACCAGUGGACAUUUGCUUCUAGGAGUUGUCCGAAUUCAUUCCCGCAAAGCCAAGUAUCUUCUGGCAGACUGCAAUGAGGCAUUUGUCAAGAUCAAGAUGGCUUUCAGACCUGGUAUGGUUGAUCUCCCUGAGGAUAAAAGAGAGGCUGCUAUCAAUGCUAUCACUCUACCUGACGUGUUUCAUGAUUUUGACACAGAUAUCCCUGAUCUAGAUGAUAUGGAUAUCCAUCAGCAAUUUGCGAUGAACCAGACCAGAGCUGAGGAGAUCACUAUGAGGGAGGAUUACGGUAAUAUUACUCUGUCCACUGGUGAUGAUGGAUUUGGAGAUUCAAUUGAUCUUGCUCCGCCUGAGAUGAUGAGAGAUUCGUCUCACAUGGGUCAUUUCGGAGAUGAAAUGAGCUUAGAGACGACCUUGUCGAAAGAGAGAGAGAUUUCAGGACGGGAUUCUCUUCGAGAGCAUGAUUUAGCAGGACCCAGUACAUCAGGUUCCCGGCUUGAUGCUCCGAUCCAUGAUGAUGGGUUUGGUGGAGUCGGUCCUGUCAAUGAUUAUCUCUCCGGGGGAUUGUUUGAAGAAGAAUCCCUGUUUGAAGUUCAACCUCAGAUAGAAUCUGAACACUAUGUCCCUGCUCCCAGCACUAUUGGAGAUGAUGAUUUUGGUGGAGCUCCUAGUCCUAUGCAUAGUGAUGGCUCUAGACCUGGUUCUCCCCUAGAGGAGGUGCCGGAUAUCCCCGCCCCCCAGCUAGAUGCUACUCCUGUACCUGCUACCCCUACUCCCUCCAGUCCAACCCAUAGUAUCCAAUCUACAGUUUAUGCUAACCAUGAUACAACUACUCUUCUCCACAAUGAAGAAGAAAGUUUUGCCCUGGCCCCUGUCGAAGCUAGUGCUCUGAAAGGAGAAAGAAGAAAGCGAAAGAGAAAGCUGAUUGUCGAUGAUAUAAAAGCUAUUACCGGUGAGGGUAUGAAAGGACAGCUAAGUGACAGCGCUGAUAUAGUGACUACCCUGGAUAUUGCUCCACCAACUAAAAGACUGAUGCACUGGAAGGAGACUGGAGGAGUAGAUGAACUCUUUAAUCUACCAUCUAGAAAUCUUGGACCAAAACUUCUAUUGGAAAAUUUCAAGAAAUGUUUGAAAAUGAAGGGUUCGCAAAAUGAAGAAUUUCAUGCACGGGAUGAAGAAAGAUUAAACCUAGAGUAUAACGGAGCAGAUGGAGAUCAUCCAAUCCAGAAGAAAGCUUCUAAGGAGCGUGUUCCCAAGAGGAAGAGGCAUGAUUCUGAAUCUGUGUAUGCCAAGAGGCAACUAGACUUAGCACGUCAACAAGAAGAAUUUGCCCGUAGUCGAGAGUUAGCUAGGCAACCUGAUGUAUCCCUUCCGCAACCUGAGGAAAUGAGGUCGGAGCUGGUUAUGCAACAACAAAUAAAUGUUUCUCUACAGAGUCUCGGUGGUUUGAUGACUCCGGGAAGACUGGAUACCCCCGCACAUUCCAUAGGUUUCCCAACUCCGGUUCAUCAUCAGGAGUUCCAACAAGAUCAAUCAGGACUCUUCGGAGCCACAGCUGAUCUUCAACCUCCAGCAGAUCUUACUCCGGCUCAGCAAACGACCUUCACGGAGCAAUGGGUGAACCAGGUUGCACCGGAGAUGAUGUCUCCUCAGUACGCUGAGCAAGACGACCACCAGGACGCACAUUCAGAUGCCGGGGACGAUUUUCAAGAUGCUCCGGACGACGAGGAGGAGGUUGAGGACGAGAGACCAGAGGAGGACUCUGAGAUGCAGGAGGACGAAACCAUAGAACAGUUUGAGGAUCGAAUUCUAAACAAGAGAGCUGCGCAGAUGCAUCGGAACCUGGAGAAAAGGUUUGCAGGGGAGGAGGAGAUAGAUUUGAAAUCUAUGCUGAACCGGAACCUGAGAAAGCAGGCUGCUCAGAAGUUUUACUCCGUCCUGGUUCUCCAGAAGGUGAUGGCGGUUCGUGCCUCUCAGGGUUCGGAUUCUUACGGCCAGAUUACGAUCACUCAAGGACCAAAAUUUGCCUCUGCGAUUAAAUUACUGUAAAAAUGCGGGACCUGAAUAUAUACAUUGAGUUGUAGCAUAUCAAUUAGUUAUUUGUUUCUAAUCUUGAAAAGUACAAUUUGUAAAUAUAAAGUUAAUUUAUCAAUAAGUCAAAAUAUAUAAAAAGUUUGUUUAA
Molecule: messenger RNA, 2497 nt
Organism: Eurytemora carolleeae
Lineage: Eukaryota; Metazoa; Arthropoda; Copepoda; Calanoida; Temoridae
Product: double-strand-break repair protein rad21 homolog
Exons: 1
Coding region: 157-2364 (735 amino acids)
Biological process (GO): mitotic sister chromatid cohesion; replication-born double-strand break repair via sister chromatid exchange; synaptonemal complex assembly
Cellular component (GO): cohesin complex; synaptonemal complex
Molecular function (GO): protein binding; chromatin binding
Source: RefSeq, a predicted model, not a curated record